AUGGAAUCAACAGAUAAUACAAUCACAAGUAAUAGAAAAGGAGGUGUUUGUAGAAUAUGUUGUCAAAAGAUAAUACAUGAUGAUGACAACGACAAUGUAACACAACACCAACAGUUAAUGAACAAUCAUUAUUUAGAUUGUAUCGAUUCAUUUAAACAAUCGAUUCUAUUAAAUAUUGAUAAUGAUAAAGAUCAUCAUCAUCAUCAUCAUUUUCAUGACUUUCAACAAGACAAUAUAUAUAAUACAACAAAAAAGAGAAAAAAGAUUGAUGUAUCUUCAUCAUCAUCAUCAUCAACAACAACAACAACAAAUCAUUUUUAUUCAUUGUUUAGAGUAUCGAUGAUAUCAAUAUUACAACGUGAAGAUCAUAAUCAAAGUGUGAUGAAUCUAUUGAUGACUUGUAAAGAUGCGAUCAAGUGGAAGGAUACUGUAGUAUUCCCACGAUUACCAUCAAUCGAUACAAUUACAUCUUACAAGAGUAAUGAAAGAAUUGAUCAAAUCCCAAAACGAUACAAUAGAGUCUAUAUAAAGAGUGUCAGAGACCUAAUAUAUUUCAAAGAGAAUGAAGACGGUCUCAUCAAUCAUCAUUGUAAACAAUUCAUCUCGUUGAUUGAGGAUCCAAUCCCUCCUGGACUCAUUCCAGAUCACUUUACAAAGAUUAAAGUUGGUGGACCGAUAGAGGUUGGAUCAAUCCCACCAUUUACAACUCACCUCGCUCUUGGGGCGGUCAGACAAGAGAUGAAGAAACAACUCUUUCCAGAUACACUAGAGUUACUCAGUAUCCCAAAUGGAGUGGUUUGCAAUCAUUGCUCAGACACUGAUGAUCUCUUACCACACAAUAUAAAGAUACUUUUUAUCCCAUCUACAUUGGUUCAUCCCUAUCUCUUUAAUCUUAAACAACUCUAUUGUCUAACCAUUAUCAAAGAUAAUAAAGUUAAAGAAGAUCAGGAUGAUGAUGAUGAUGAUGAUAUGAAUUCAACAACAAAGGAUGAUCCAGAUGUUUGUAUUGGAUCUCUACCCAAUACAAUCGAACAUUUGUAUCUUGAUGAUUGUAUAGUCGAGAUGGGAUCCGAUCGAUCAUCAUCCAGCCACACUAUUCCAUCAAGUGUUAGGUACCUCUCCAUUAACCUAUCUGUCAAUUCACCUCAAUGUAUUCCUCCAUCUUCUGUGCAAUACCUAUACUUAAAGUGCGACCAACCUACCACACUCUUGGAAGGAUCGAUUCCUUCAACCGUCAAAGACCUUCAGUUGGAUGGAGACUUUACUUUGAGCGAUCGCUGCAUCCCACCUUCAAUCACUACAUUGACACUGAUUGAUUUUGAGGAGACUCCACUCGUUUCCGUUCUGCCACCAAGCAUUUCCAUACUAUUUAUCAGUGGAUUCAAGUGUCGAUUCGAUGCAAGGCUAUUACCACCAAACAACAACAUAAAGUAUUUUGGUAUUUACGGAGAGUAUGAUUUCUAUCUAAAGUCAUCUAUGCCACCGUCAACAAUUUAUUUUGAUUAUCAACCAUAUGGUUUAAACAUUUCUUUAAAAUUACUUCCCAAUGAUAUUCCAAAUGGAGUUACUCAUAUUAAAUUAGGUAAGCUAAUAUAUGAUAUAUAUUAG
Messenger RNA from Cavenderia fasciculata, 1608 nucleotides. RefSeq lists its product as uncharacterized. The transcript has 2 exons. Bases 1 to 1608 code for a protein of 535 amino acids. The record is from RefSeq and is a predicted model, not a curated record. Lineage: Eukaryota; Evosea; Eumycetozoa; Acytosteliales; Cavenderiaceae.